UGUCAGCCUCAAAGAAUAGACGACCAAUGACGACCCAGCAGGGAAGUAUCAGCAGCAUUGAUCUGGUUGUCAUCUGUCCAGCGUUUGGUCUUUUUUAAAAUCGGUAUAUUCUCUACUGUAACCUUCAGUGUAAGCUUGCUUUGGCGUUAUAUCACACUAGAGUUAGCAAGCGUGUUGGUAGCAUUCAUUAUAUUUUCAGUGAUAGCUUAGCCUUGUGACUGUAACACCAGCUUGUCUCAUAUAGGGGUGAUCUUUAUGACUGCAGAGAGACACCAUGUUCCCAGCCAAGCUAGCUUUGAGCACUCUGAAAAGGAUCCACCAUGGAGCUUGUUAUCGAUGUCUUUCUACCUGCUUCGUCCAGAAGGAAGGGAUAAAGGCUGGAGAUGGGCCCCACUCAGACUCCCGUGUGUGGAAGAGAAAGCCUAAGAACCAAUCUGCAAUCUGGUCAUCAAUAAGACUUCUUGAAACACAGCAAAACGGGAGAAGACCGUUCAGUUUAUCAGCUGCUACUAUAGUAAAUUCAGCACCAGUACACGUCCAACCGUACCUCCGGCUGAUGAGGCUGGACAAACCUAUAGGGACAUGGCUGCUGUACCUCCCCUGCACAUGGAGCAUUGCUCUGGCUGCUAACCCUGGAUGCUUCCCAGAUCUGGGCAUGCUCACACUGUUUGGUACAGGUGCUCUUCUCAUGAGAGGGGCCGGCUGCACCAUCAAUGACAUGUGGGACAAAGACUUUGACAAAAAAGUGUCCCGCACAGCCUCUCGACCAAUCGCAUCAGGAGAGAUUUCUCAAAUGCAGGCGCUGGUCUUCCUGGGAGGGCAGCUCUCACUUGCACUUGGGGUUCUUUUGUGUCUCAACUAUUACAGUAUAGCUCUGGGUGCUGCUUCUUUAUCUCUUGUUAUCACCUACCCGCUGAUGAAGAGGUUCACUUACUGGCCACAGUUUGUGUUGGGACUCACUUUUAACUGGGGUGCUCUGCUCGGCUGGUCCGCUAUUAAAGGCUCUUGUGAUUGGUCCGUGUGUCUCCCGCUAUACUUCUCAGGAGUGAUGUGGACGCUGGUAUAUGACACAAUAUACGCACAUCAGGAUAAGGAGGAUGACAUCAAAGUAGGAGUCAAAUCUACUGCACUGAGGUUCCAGGAGCAAACCAAACCCUGGCUGAGUGGCUUCGCUGUGGCCAUGAUGUCUGGACUGGUGAUAGCUGGAGUCAAUGCUGAACAGACUCUCCCUUACUAUGCUGUACUGACCGGUGUGGCAUUGCACCUGACACACCAGAUUUACACAUUAGACAUCAACAAAACAGAAGACUGCUGGAAAAAGUUUGUUUCAAACAGAAACCUUGGCCUGUUGUUAUUUUUAGGUAUUGUUGCCGGGAAUUUGUGGAAAGAAUAACAACAGACUUUGAAGAAAUGAACAAGCCUUCAUAUAAUUAGUGGAGACGAUGUUUUAUUACAUUUGUGUGUUCUGUUUUUUAUGAGAAGUACUCGUUUAACAACCUAUGUAUUUUCAUAAAUGCCAGUAAAUCUAAAUUGAAAUUGCUGCAAUAAGUUUGAUUGACCACCAGGGAGCAGUAUGAUUAAUUUCCUACCUGAUGAAUGUACUGUACGCCAGUGGCCUCAUUACUUUGUUUUGGUUUGUAAAACACAAAAAUAUCUGGGUCUUUGCGCCACAUCCUUCAUGAGUCACUGGUUGACAUUGGUGCUCUUUGUUUUUAUGCUGGGCAGGCAGCAUGUAGAUCUGCAGACUUUACUGGGGUUUUUUUAGUGCUUUUGCAACAUGAGACUGUUCUCACCUAUGAUAUUUCAGUACUCUAUGCUUCAGUACUCUAAAACUCUGCCCCAAAUUUAAAAGAGAAUUCAUUUCCAUCCAGUCCAGUGUAAACCUAAGUACAUCUUCCGAUAUAGAAGGUAGGUUUAGUUGCAAUAACUUGAAGUAAUCAUUUUCUCUAUGACUUUAUGGUAAAUGGUAAAUGGCCUGUAUUUAUAUAGCGCUUUCUAGUCCCUAAGGACCCCAAAGCGCUCUACAUAUCCAGACAUCCACCCAUUCACACAGACAUUCACACACUAUCAGUUUAUCAGUUUCUUACAUUGUUGUUGAGGAAUUUCGGCCCACUCUUCUUUACAGUGUUGCUUCAGCUCGAUAUUUGCAGGCAUUUGUUUAUGUGGAAGUUUCUUAAGGUCCUACCAAAGCAAUUCAAUCAGGUUGAGGACUGGACUUUAAUCGGUCCAUUGCAACACUUUGAUGUGUUUCUUUUUUUAGCCAUUCUGUUGUAGAUUUCCAGGUUUGCUUGGGAUCAUUGUCCUGUUGUACGACCCAGUUUUGGCAAAACUAGCUGUCAGACAGAUGGCCUCACAUUUCACUCUAAAAUACUUUGGUAUACAGAAGAGCUGAAGGUCGACUCAGUGAAUGUAAGGUGUCCAGGUCCUGGGCAUCCUGUGUUUUGGUUUUUGUCAAACGUAGGUCUGUGCAUUUUGGCCAUGUUGGGUUUUUUUUUCUUAUGUGUCAUUCAGUUGAAACUUGGCAAACCUAAACUGCUGCUUUCUUUUUAGAAAGAAGAAAUUUUUCUCCUGGCAAACAAGCCACAACUGUUCAGUCAAAUUGUACUGCCAUGAGAGUCUGAGAUGUAGCCCAUAUUACAUCUGAAUGCUCCAACCCAGAAACCGCUGAAAAAAACGCUUUUAUAGAGGUGAUCACACGUGCUUUUGCUUUUUGAUUAACAGCAUGUAGGGGUGUAAUUAGUGUUUUAUAAUUGCAUCUGAAAUGUAGAAAUAGUGUUAUAAUCUAAGCCCAGUUAUAUGUUAUGUUCCUGAAGCCAAAGUCAACAUUCUUUUUACUUUAAUAAUAUAGACUACUGUUCUAGUGAAUUGAGGUUUAAAAUGAUAAAGAGCAGGAUUAUAUUAACAAGUGGAAAAAGACCUAUGUAUGUUUUGGAUAAAAGAUUCAAACCAGACAAAUUUCUAAAUUCUACCGCUAUAACAAUGCAAGUAACAACCAUCUGAGUGUUUAUCCAGUUUACAAAAGUGUAGAUUUUUCUCUGUGUCGGUGUAAUAUUUGGGAAAAGGUUCCUGUGAAUAUGAUGGUCUGCUUUCACUGUUGCUGCCCAGGUGAAAAACCCCACAAAGUGUCCUAAGUGUAAACCAUGCCACCACAGUGAAAAACCAAAGCACAUGAAUAGUGGGAAGUGUUUGUGCCUUGCAUAAACUAGUCUACGCAGCCAUGAAGCUGUCGUGGCGUUCCAGCGACGAGUAAACUGUGACAUGCAUAUUGACGCCUCAGUGGUCCAGAAGUCCCCAUCGGAUAGUCCGCUCCAUUUGGAGAAAUAGUCCCCAGAUGAAUCUUCCCAAAAGCCAAACCCUGCUGCGUUAUUGAGGCAUUCGCUGAUCUUCCAGUGAGAGUAAUACUGUAUUCUUAAAACCAGUCCAAGACACCAGGUCGACAGGAUGCCAUAGAGGAUGCCAGGGUUGAAAUCAUGGAUAAGAUAUUUUAGAAAAUAGACAAGAUAAAAUCUAACCCACUCUAGCAUUAACACUUGCAUCAGCUUUAGGAAAACUACACCUAGUGGCCUGGGUGGCGAGGUGAGGUUGAUCCCCUCCAUUAGAGUAAUGAAUUGUCCAUAGGAACCCAAAGGACCACCAAGCAGUGUGGUAAAAUUGAGGAUGUAGCUGAUAAGAGGGAGAAGCGUGACACAAGCCUGCCUUUUGGAUGGUGUCAGUACGCCUCGUUUUUCUUGAAGGUCCAAAGACACAGAGGUGAUUCUCUGGGUGAGCAGCAUCAAAGUGGACACUGCCAAAAAUAGUCUGAAAGUGAAAGAGAUGUUACUGUGAUUAAAUAGGAUAUCUGUAUACAUUUAAUCUUUUUACAUUAGAUGUAAAAACAUUAUGUCUAACUUAGGCUAAGGGUUCAUCUAUAAUGGUGAAGAAAUGGCCUCUGACGUUCAUAUUGGAGUCUGUUUAGUAGCUGUUCUAGUGCUGUGAUCACACAAAGUUGAUUCUUGGAAACUGCAUCUAACAGGUUAGGCAACAACAUAAAAAUUCUUGGAAACAAGAAACAAAGUCAACAGGCUGCUAAAAUCACGUGUUGUGGUUGAAUGCUUCAAGCAACAGAGAAUGUUUUAUUGAAAAACACAUGGUUGUUUUGACUUUGACAUAUUUCAUAAAAGUGUGAUUAGGAACAUUUUUGCCACUGUGUUUACAACCCUGUAUGCAUUUGAAAACUGAAGGGUCUGUGCUGUGUUCUAAUCCUAUCAAAGAUCAGAACAUAGCUUAUAUAUUUGAAAGAGCAAGAUAACCUGCUCAGGAGUUUCACCUCCCAACCGUUGUGGCAGAUGUCUGUCCCUCCCUGGAGGCUUCUUCCUGUUAAAAGGGGGGUUUUCCUUCCCACCAUCACCAAGUGGUUUGCCCAUACGGUAUCAUCUGAUUGUUGUGGUUUUCUCUCUAAUACUGUAGGGUCAUUGCCUUACAACUUAAAGCACUCACUUUUGUGAUUUGGUACUAAAUUCAAAUGACGAUUUUAUGUUCUACAUUGUUAUAUUUCUAAUUUCAUGAUGCAAAUGUGUUCUUUCUUAUGUAAAUAUGAUCUUUCUUGAAAAAGACGAUGUCUCUAUUGUUCCAAACCUAGUAGAUAUUGUUACACAUUAGUGAUGCCUUUGCAGGUAAUCAAUGCCUGGAUACCAUCACGGAUACUUGAUUUUGAAAUAUGUGCUAAGCAUGAACUGCACCUUCUUAAAGUAUCCAAAAAUGUACUGCUCUGGUCACAGGUCCUCAUUCUUUUUAAAGGUGCCAACUUUUUGUAACUUGUUAUAGAAGAGAGAGGAGAGAUCCCCUCUCCAGUUUAACUUCUGAAAGAGUCAGCUUCCCUGCUUGGUUUUUAAAUAAAUACCAUAGCCUUUUUUCCCCCAGUCUUAUCUUGCUUCCUUAUUAGAAACAGGUUGUUAAGCUUAUAUUUUUCAGACAACAAGCUUUCACAGCUUCCACAUGUGAAGCUAUUGUUUUACAUGUAAUAUUUUCAGUUGAAUAUGGAAUUUCAA
Messenger RNA from Oreochromis niloticus (Nile tilapia), 5027 nucleotides. It is a transcript of the gene coq2, whose product is annotated as coenzyme Q2 4-hydroxybenzoate polyprenyltransferase. The coding region runs from base 275 to 1393 and encodes 372 amino acids. The record is from RefSeq and is a predicted model, not a curated record. Lineage: Eukaryota; Metazoa; Chordata; Actinopteri; Cichliformes; Cichlidae. The transcript has 8 exons. Gene Ontology annotation, cellular component: mitochondrial inner membrane. Gene Ontology annotation, biological process: ubiquinone biosynthetic process. Gene Ontology annotation, molecular function: 4-hydroxybenzoate polyprenyltransferase activity.